Enterobius vermicularis (human pinworm) is the source of this 384-nucleotide messenger RNA. Lineage: Eukaryota; Metazoa; Nematoda; Chromadorea; Rhabditida; Oxyuridae. The record is from the annotation of a GenBank genome assembly.
AUGUCUGUAGAUGAGAGUAUGCUUGAUGAUGAGAGCAGUUUGUUCGGGUCGGAUGAAGAAGAUGAUGAUAGGAAAAGAGAAAAUCCAGAGGAUAAAAAGUGGUUGUUUCGGAAAGAGCUAAGAACGAUGAUUUAUGGCUUCGGUGACGACAAGGUACCAUAUGAUAAAACUUUGGAGUUACUGGAAGUAAUAGUAGUAGAAUAUGUCCGAGGUAUGUGCCAACGAGCACUUGAAGUCGGUAAACCUGGCAAAAUUGCCUUAGAAGAUAUACAUUAUCUAAUACGACGUGACGCUAAAAAAUUCGGUCGCGUAAAGGACUUGUUGUCUAUGAGUGAAGAACUAAAGAAAGCUCGGAAGCAGUUUGAUGAAGCAAAGGUGAUCUGA